CUUGGCACACGGGCUGGGUUCUGUCCGAAAAGACAGCAGUGCUGAAUGCUUGCUCUGUGCUCGGCUGUUGCCCCCACGGCUGGGUCCUGGCCGUGGGCCACCCUCGGGAGGGCGCUUUUGCUUUGGCUCCAGAACCAGCCCUGGCUUUCUGAAAGGAAGCGAAUGGGGAAGGUGGCCUCCUCCUCGCUGGAUUCCUCUUGAGCUUCCUUUCCCUGUGGGGCCCAAUCCAGACAAAGGCCCUCGGCCUAAACUUGAACUUAAGAGCAAAUUCAUGUCUUCUGUUUUUAAGUCUUCGGGAAGCAAGAUGCCAUCGCCUCUGGGGAAACUGGUCUUCCUUUCCAGCGUGCUGGCCGGUGGGAGCGGCGCCCGUGUGUAUUACCUCAUACGACACUGACUUUCUUUGAAGAUCCUUUAUGCCCACCGCCCAGCCUGGCUUCUCACCCUGACUCUGCGCCGUUUUCACUUCCUGCCGGGACGGAUCCAGGCCGGCUGCGCUCCGUCUGAGCCUCAGCAGGUGAGGCCCGGCCCGCAGACACGGCCUCGUGGGAGGAUCGCCCCGCAGUUACCUGUGUGAUGGGGGUAACGCCCGCGCCCGCGCAUGAGCUUGUUGUAAAACCAAAUACCUUGUAAGAUCCAGGAGAUCCCGGGAACGGGGCCUCCAUGGAAACCUGGACCCGACAUCUGCCCCUCCUGUGCCGGCCUUGGCGGGCACCUGCUCAGACCCACAGCAUCCCCUGCAAGCCCGGUCCUGGGGAGUGGCCGGAGGGGCCUUCUCCCCGGCCUCCAUCAGGCCUGAGGGAGGGAAGCUCGCUCUUGCUGCCAACCUGAAGCCCCCCGCUCGGGAAGCCUGCCUUUGCUCUCUCCCGAAGGCAGCGUGUCUCCCUUACACCUUUGGGAGGUGCUUCCUGGAGUUUCCAGUAGCCUUUGGGCCAAAGCCUACCUGAGACAGCGGCGUAUGAGCUUUACCUACAUGAAAUGUUGCCUUAAAUCUAUAAACCUGACAAAUUAGCACUUUCACGUUGUGUUUCUUGGCCCAAAGGUUUUGUUGUUGAUGAUGUUGGGGUCUAUUUUACCCUGGAUUAUCCAGACCUUCAUCCUAGUGGAAGGAACAAUGUUUACAAGUCCACGGUCGUAAGAUUUUGGCCCCAGUUCUGCCGUGGACCAGCCAUGUCACUUUGAGCAAGUCAUGGAAUCACAGGACUUUAGGACUGAAAGGAAAGCCAGAAAAAAUCCGAGCAAACCCCUUAGAUGAAGAAAUGAGGGAACGGAUCAGGUGGGAAGUGAGAGAUGAAGACGCUGAGGCACAGAAAGAUCAAGCACCUUGCUCAAGGUCAUCUGCCACAUUCCCGCAGAUACUGACUCUCUGUACUUUGCUUUUGGAGUCUCUAAAAUGGACACGUCAGGAGGCUUUUUCCGGGGCUUCCUCUUAUCAGCUGGCAUUGGAGCAGCUGCACAGCCGCCCCGAGGCCUCUGCAGCUCUGGGCCCUCCCCUCAGCGUCCACUGUCUCCAGCUCACCGACCAGUACAACUUCGUGGACAUCGCUGAGGCCCAGUUGAAGAUUCCUGUUUCUGGAUCCAAGUCAGAAGGCCAUCUCUAUGUCAGCUCAUCCAGAGAUGCCCCCUUUCAGAGGUGGCACCUUCAGGAGGUCUUCUUAGAGCUCAAGGAUGGUCGGCAGAUUGCCCUGUUCAAGGCCAGCGGGGACACCGGUGAUGGAGGAGGAAGGUGAUCAGAAGGACUCAGCUUUCUCCAAGCAUGGCCUUCCCUCCUCACCAGGUCCCUCCAGGGUCUCGAGCCAGGUUGCCAACACUGGGGGUGAUUGUACGCGCUGGCAUGUGGUAAUCUUGGUAUAAUGCUGAUUUGACCACAGUUGUCGUGGGUUUCAAUUUAAUCAGAAAUGGACAUUUUACAAUAAAUUGAUGAAAGAAUUUAGUUGCAAAUUCACUGUCUAAAAGCAAAGCACAGAACAAGAGGAAUCACUGUUAAUAAGAUGUUCAUUGGUUUUUGCUAGUUCUUCUCUUUCUUUCCAGCCCCCUCCUCCCUCUUGACCCCCUCCCCCCCCCCCCAUUUCAGUUCCAUCCAUGGGAAGGCAAGGCAAGGUUAACUGUUAACAUGAGAAUGCCCUACCCUGAAUUCAUGUUGUUAAGUAGCUUGUGAACAUUGUCAAUCCCUUUGGAAUGCUUUUUUGCUUCACUGCUGUUGUUUUAUCUUCUUGUUUCUGUUGUAGUCGUCGACGGUCUGUCUGAUGAAGAUUUGCAAAAUAACCUCUUUAGUCCAGACAUUUUAGAAGCUUAAAAAAAUAUAUAUGUGUACAUAACACGUGCAAAACUAACUUGGGAUUGCUAGUUUAAAGUCAGCAGGUCCUUAGCCUUCUGCUCUGCAAACAGCCACGUAUUAGAGGAGCAUACAUUUAGGUGGUACCUUUUUUUUUUUUUUUUUUUAAAUAAGGAACAGUAUUAUGAAGCCAACUAUCUUCCUCCUCUCUGAGCACUAGAGCUGAUACAAACCAGAAAUGUGGGAUCUUUGCUUUGAAAAGAUUUCCUCUCUUCCCUUCAACCAUCUGUGAUGAGACAAGGUUUUAUUACUCCCGGUUUUGGUAAAGUUGCUCACAGUAGAGGUGAAGAAGCUGAAAUAAAUUACAGCCAGAGCUGGACAAAGCGGCCUCCGUCGGCCGGCACAGUGGAGAGGUCGAGGGGCCUUCUCCCAGAAGACUGGCGGACAUCAUCUUCCUUCAAGAGGUUGUAAAGUUUGAGGAUUCUGCUGGCUCUUUUGGGCCCUGGGCGAUGAGGCACCGGAGUAUCCGUGAGUCCAGAAAUCUCCUCCUCCCCUUUUCUCACGAUGACCACGGGGACUGGCAUCCGCAGUACAAUCUGAACACAUUCGCGCUUUCUGUCUCCAGGCCGCCUUGGUGGGUAGCAAGAAAGCCCCUGGCUCGGCAGGAGGCAGACACGGCCAUGGGUCAGGAACCCUGCUUCACAGGAAGCCUUGGGGGUUGGCUAACUUUUUCUGUAAAGGGCAUGACAGUAACUAUUUUAGGCCGUAAAACCUCUGUUGCAACUGCUCAACCCUGUAGCUUUAGUAUGGAAGUAGCCACAGCCAAACAUAAAUGAAUGGUCAGGCUGUGUUCCAAUAAAACUUUAUUUAACCAACCGGCGACAAGAGCCAUAGAAUGCUAACCUCUGUGGUAGCCUAAGCUCGGGUUAUUCAUUCUCUAGUACUUAAAAAGAAAAUCCAACCAAAACCAAGUUAUACAAAAAUAAUUUUUAAAAAUUGAGUUAUGAACAGGAGCUAAAAUGCAGCCAAAGGUAAAAUGAAUAAAUACAGGUAAAUCUAAAUGAGGGAAAGGAAACCAAAGUACAAUUCUUAGGUAAAAACCUUUCCCUAGCAGUCAGGAAGGUAGACUCAUUGUUAUUUAAAUAAGUUCUAGCAUAGGUCUAAGCAGGAGUUUAAAAUGACCUCUGGAAGAUUAAGUAUCAAAAACACAAAAAAGGUAAGAACAAAGAGUAUCCAGAACCACAGCAUCAGAGAUACAGAGAUAAAGAAUAUGCAAGAUCUCUU
Molecule: messenger RNA, 3556 nt
Organism: Hyaena hyaena (striped hyena)
Lineage: Eukaryota; Metazoa; Chordata; Mammalia; Carnivora; Hyaenidae
Product: cytochrome c oxidase assembly factor 1 homolog
Biological process (GO): mitochondrial respiratory chain complex IV assembly; mitochondrial respiratory chain complex I assembly
Cellular component (GO): mitochondrial inner membrane
Source: RefSeq, a predicted model, not a curated record